This is a messenger RNA of Oreochromis niloticus (Nile tilapia), 4239 nucleotides long. RefSeq names its product mitoguardin 2 (gene miga2). The coding region runs from base 290 to 2056 and encodes 588 amino acids. The transcript has 16 exons. Gene Ontology annotation, biological process: mitochondrial fusion. Lineage: Eukaryota; Metazoa; Chordata; Actinopteri; Cichliformes; Cichlidae. The record is from RefSeq and is a predicted model, not a curated record.
AUCUUCACACCUCACCCGACUGGCCCGUGUCCGUGUCUGUAUUCUUGCGUUAACUACGUAGGGCGUUAGGAGAAAAAAAAGAAUCCACCGUGCGACUUUCACUGACUGUGACACGGGGAUGUCCUUCCUUGACGCCUCGGAUGAUCACGAACAACACGACUGCAGUCAGCCACUGGACGAGAGAGUGGUUGAUUACGGAUGGUUCAUCAGCAGGUCCUGAGCUGGCUGAUCUCAGACCAGAGGGGAAACUUAAUUUUUGCUGUGGCCUGAAGGCAUUAUAAUUCUUGAGAUGUCAAUGAGACGAGGAGAAGGGAUGUCCAUCGCUCAGGCUUUGGCCAUGACUGUAGCAGAGAUACCCGUCUUUCUCUAUUCCACAUUUGGGCAGUCCAUAUUUUCCCAGCUGAGGCUUACACCGAGCCUGAAGAAGGUGCUGUUUGCCACAGCGCUGGGCAGUGUAGCUCUAGCUCUCACUGCUCAUCAGUUAAAAAGGCGAGGAAGAAAGAGGAAGCAGGGAACACAAGAAAAGGAUGGCCAGAAGACAGUGGGAAUACCAGAGUCGCUCAUGAAGACAGGACGGCCCUCAUCAUUAAAGAGAGCCCCGUUUACUGGUCGACAGAUGAUGAGUCCCAGCACUCGAAGCAAUGAUACGAUGAGUGGAAUUUCCUCCCUGGCUCCCAGUAAACACUCAAGUUCAUCACACAGCCUGGCAUCUACGCGAGUCCCAAGCUCUCCAAAUCAGUCUGCCAAUCCAUCCACCCCAUGGGAGGCAGAGCCUGUGGUGGAAGAGUCAGGGGCAGUAGAGGAUGCUAAUGCAGAGAAUCUCUAUUUAAUGGGCAUGGAGCUGUUUGAGGAGGCUCUGCGAAAGUGGGAACAGGCACUGAAUAUUCGCCAUCAACCCCACUCAACAUCCAGCAACAACAGCCUGGCUCUGCAGGGAGCAACAUGUGGAGACGUUACCACGGGUGAAGCCCAAAAUAAAGUGUUUGCUGAGAAGUUAGAGACACUACUGCACAGAGCGUAUCACCUACAGGAGGAUUUUGGAAGCAGUAUCCCAGCAGACAAUGUGCUGGCAGACUUUGAAAGUGAAGGAACGCUAAUCUUGCCUCAAGUGGAAAGUUUCCACAGACUGCAAGAGGACGAUGCUACUACUGUCACUUCUGAUGACUCCUUCUUUUCGGCUGCGGAGCUGUUAGAUGCCAUGUCUCUAGGGGAGGUCUGUCAGCCAGCAGCCCUUUAUGAAGAAGCCCUGUCUCUGGUCCAUGAAGACAAAGUGGCCUAUAGGACCCUGAGGACUGAACUACUUGAAUGUUAUAGUGACCAAGACUUCCUUGCCAAGCUUCACUGUGUGAGACAAGCAUUCCAGAUCCUGUUGUUAGAUGAAACUCAUCGUACAUUUUUCAUGGAGACCGGAAAGCAAAUGAUUGUGGGUUUAAUGGUAAAAGCAAACAAGAGCCCCAAAGCUUUUCUAGAAAGCUAUGAAGACAUGCUGCUGUACACUCAGAGAGAGGAAACGUGGCCGAUCACUAAGAUGGAGCUGGAGGGUCGAGGGGUGGUUUGUAUGAACUUUUUCGACAUAGUGUUGGACUUCAUCCUGAUGGAUGCAUUCGAAGACCUGGAGAGCCCUCCUUCCUCUGUGGUGGCUGUGCUGAGGAAUCGCUGGCUCUCUGACAGCUUUAAAGAAACGGCUUUGGCAACUGCUUGCUGGUCCGUCCUAAAAGCCAAAAGGCGUCUUCUUAUGGUUCCUGAUGGAUUUAUCUCCCACUUCUAUGCCAUAUCGGAGCAUGUGAGCCCAGUUUUAGCUUUUGGCUUUUUAGGACCCCGACAGCACCUGAGUGAAGUGUGCACAAUUUUUAAGCAACAAAUCGUGCAGUACCUUAAGGAUAUGUUUGACCACGACAAGGUCCGCUUCACCUCUGCACAGUGUUUGGCCGAGGACAUCCUGAACCUUUCCCACCGCCGGAGUGAUAUUUUACUUGGGUAUCUGGGAAUCGAUAGCCUUCUCGAGAUCAACGGUGCCCUGCCCAGAGACCCAGAGGGCUCUUCAGGGACCAACUAGGAGGAGUAGGGUAACAAAGAGCUUCACUGGGCCUUGUACCAGCCAACAGCAAAGAGGCUGACAAGUUAGGGAACAGCAAGAAGUCACAGCUGAACAGUGUGUCUGUAUUCAGACUGGAAUGAAUCAUCCUCCUGUGAUACACUGAGAACCAGCAUUAUUCAUUUAUUCAUCCGUGUUUCAUUAAACAUGAUGGCUUCAGUAGGACAUACUUUCACCAGUUCUACAAAGUCAUUGGUUGUUGUACUAAGGAGGGAGGCUAACGAUCCCACCUCUUUUAUGUUGCUGCUGUGUAAUCAUCGAGAAUACCGACUGCAGUCAUGUAAUGACAGACGUGCAAGGACUUGUCUCUGCCUUGUUGGGUGAGUUCUUGAAAACAGGCCUAACGGGAAGCAUGAAAACUGUGCCCGCUACACUUUUACUCCACAUGGAUUGAGCGCUUUCAGAGAACUCUUCAUCACCUCUGGAAUUAGGGGGAAUUAUGGUGUGGGAAUCAGUAUUUUGUGUUUCUGCGUUUUAUAUUAAAUUAAGGAAGAUUAUCUGUUUAAAAUGAUGAGAGUUCCUGAGAGUUCUUGAACACUUUGGCCAACUGAUUAUUAGUGCUGCUGUUUAAUGCAAAAUGAGAUGGGUUUGUCUCCACACUUGUCCUUAAAUCCUCUUUAAUGUCUUUAUUUAUUUUCUCCACUUUGGGUUAAUCGUGUUUAUAAUGUGAUGAAACCAAGAAAGUCUGUUGAAUGCAAAAAGACGUUUGAACUUGUGUAGGGUACUGGCACGUUACCCAUGUUUGACACCAGUGUUCACAGUUGCAGUAAACAUGAGUGUUUGAAGAAGCAUGUGCUAAGGGAUUAUGAAGGUUUACUUUCUAUAAAUUACAAUGCAAAUAUUCAGAUUUAAAUGGCACCAAACCCCCCCCCCCCCCCCCCCCAAAAAAACAGCACUCUAACUGCAAAUAAAAGAGUGUGAGAUGUGAAAUACCUGUCUGAAAACUAUUACAUAAAACACAACAGUUUAGAAGAUGCUAAAGACAAUAAACAAUGACACUUGAGUUCUCUCGAUUUGUAUUUCCUAAUUCUAAAGUCUGAAUUUGAGACAUUCUCGCAGUUUAAUUGCUUGCAAACAUUUGGGUCUAUAAGUGUCCAGUUGCAAGUUGUACCAAAUAAGCCUUUAACAAAGUGGAUGCCAUGUGUUCACACGACAUGAACAAUAGUCUUUCCGUGGCAGUUUUCACUGUUUAACAUUAAAAAUGGCAUUAAAGUAGGUGAGCCAGCAUUGGGGCCCGAGCACGGUGCAUGUUCACUCGCUCACUCACUAUCACACCUUAACAGCACACCUACUGAAUCAUUUAUGUUUUUGUUUACAUCUGUACUUUUUCUGUACCUUCAGUGAUAAAAGGGCGCUGUUUUUUUUUGUGUGUGUGUGUGUGUGUGUGUGUGUGUGUGUGUGUGUGUGUGUGUGUGUGUGUGUGUGUGUGUAAGAAGGUGGACACCUGUGGAGAUCUUGCUUAGAAAAAAUAUAUGUAAACAGUGACGCAACCGCUAAAUGAAACAUUGCCAUUUAGUAUUCUUAGCGAGGCUAUUUCUGAUGUUAUAAAGAUCUGUAAUGAAGAACAGGGCAUUGUACAGCUGGACUGUCAUCCACGUAGGUGCACUGAUAACAUCUGAGUCUGCUUUGCUUUCCCAAGUACUGUAAACUUGUUACCGAAUGGCAUUUAUUCCGUAAUUCUCGCGUCGAUUACACCACUACUGCACAGGCGCAUUUCUUAUUUGCAGAUAUAUACAAACUAAAUCGUCUUCAUGAAAUUGAAUUUAAAAAAAGAAAAGAUUAUUUAUUUACAGAGAAGCACAGUUAUCUGAAGGGAGGAAAAGAAUUCUCUCUGAUUACUUGGGGCGUUUUAGUGUCAGUAGUUUAUCUUCUGAGUCCAUACAAGUGUAUUUCUUGUGGCAGUGAUAAUCCAAAUCAAAGUCUCUUAAAUUAAGAGCUUUUAUUUUCUUUUAUUUUGAUUCAGUAUUUGCAGGGUUAUUUGGUGUUUCUGUCUAAUGUGAACCAAAACUGUAAAUUGAGCUAUUACAGAAAAUAAUUUGGUUCCUCAUUGUGACAGAUGAGCAUUUUGCACUUUAGCAGAAAAAUCCAAGAAUGUCCAAUAACCCUUUUUUAAUAGUUGUUGAUUUAUUUGUUGCAUCAAAGAA